AAAAAAAAAAAACAACGAAGAGACGGUUUUCUCCAAAAGAAGGGUUUUUCCCGGUGCCAGGAGGAGAAAUGGUGAUUGAGGAGAUCAAGCAGAAUUAACUGACGAUCGAAGGAAAGUGUUACGAAACAAGACACUUAUCUUCCACCUAUAUCUCUAGUAUAAACAGGACUUAUAUGGAUAGAUUUCAUCUGAUAAUAACCCUAAACCCGUAAACUUUAAACAGCGCAAGAAUUUUCACAGAGGAGUAAUUAUUUUCGGAAGGACAAUAGCGGUAUUGUCAGUCACUGUUUGGACUGGGACAAUUCACAAAUGGUUACAAUGUGAGUUAUGAAUAUUAAUGAAAACAGAGGAACACUAAACAAAGAAACCUGAGCUGGAUUUAGGAAGGAAGGUAUAAAGUGACAGCCAUGAAACAAAAGAAGUCAGUAGUAAGUUGUCCUCGAAGACAUUUAAAACAAACAAAACAGCACGAUGAAAAUUCCGGCACAGAAAAGACAGAGGUAUCCCAGAGAAAUCGUGGAAGUAAUCCAAAAAUAAAGAAAGAAACCAUAGUUAUUCCCGCAGCUUCUAACGAGAAAGAUUACAACCACGAAGAUCUGGACACUAGUGAAUCUGACCAACUGGGCAAUAGUGUCAGUGAAGUGGUAAUAGUUGAAGAGAGCCGAACCAAUAAAAUUAAUGGUUCAAUCAGUGAAUCCAGUCAGGCGAUAGAACAUUCAGGGAUAAACGACAGUGAAAACUUAAGUGCUGAAGAAGUUUUAAAGAGUGAUAUACAUCUAGAAGCAAGGAGUAAAAAUUCCUCAGAAAGCCAGUUAAUGACAUACACAGAAAACAAAAAUACUGAUGUUAAAACGGAUUCAGAUGACAACAACGUGGAUAGCGCUGUAGAAAAGAACUUCACACCAGAAUCGAAUAAGAAGGAUAUGAACGAUAUUUGCGAAAUGAAAGGCAAUAUGAACGACCUUAACACAAUAGUCGAAGAAAGCGAAGAGAAAGCAGAAACUAGGAAUUCCAGCAGGAGUUCUUACAAAAAGUCUUCAAACAAAAGUACGCAACUACGUAGAUCCAGCGGUACUUUCAUGUCCUCACCUAGAAGAUCUAGCAGACAUUCAUUUUCUUGUGUAGAGGACAAAAAAUUAUUGAAAGAAAAACAGGAUCUAAGGAGAUCACACUCAGCAGUGGAAAGACCUAAGUCGAAAAUGAAUAGGUCCCACAGUGACCCGUUCAAGUUCACAAAGGCCGAACUGGAAUGGUACUUGCCAAGAAAGAGCUUUUUUGAUUGCCAUGAUAAAGCAUUGAAAGACGCUGGCUUGGAAACUGCUGAGACCACGAACAGAAUGGAGCAAAUGAAACAACGAGUUGCUGAAAAGAUUAGAAAGGAAAGAGAAAUGAGAGAAAGACGUCAGCAGCUCGAAAACCCCGUCCCAGAAGAACAAGCUGCCGAGAAUACAGUGGCUCGGGAAAUCAUCCAAGAAACAACUCAGGACAAUAAAAGUGAGUGUGACGUGGACACAAAGAGUGAAAUUGACAAAAACGAGGAUGAGGAUGAUACCGUGAUAUCAAAACUACAAGAGGCACAGACGUCUCCGAACAAACCGACAAGUUCUAGAAAAAUCUCGAGACAAAAGAAAAAGGCACUUGGUGACGAUGAAGACGACGUUCGUGUAGACUAUCAACCUCUUCUUUAUUAUCUCAAGUACGUUCAGGAGCACCCCGAAGAAUUUUAUUCUCAUCGGAAACAGAGUGCUCAGCAAGAGCACGUUGGAUCUCGCGCUAGUCCUUGGAUCGUUCGUCUAGCAGAAAUCACCAACCGAAGAAACAUGAACACCGCCCAGUGCUUAACGACACAUAGUGCAGUAGUGGAGGCUGCACGUGACAUUCGGCCACGGACGACUGAUCCUGGUCAGUGGACCAUGUCUCAGAAAGAGAGGUCACUUUUAGGUAGCAUUGCACCAGGGAAGGGAAAUGUAUUCACUGCAAUAAAGCAGGAUCUUCCAACACAUGAUUCACAAAACCAAGACGACGGAAAGUCAGACUUUGAGAAAGAGAAAAUGAAACUAGAGAAAUGGCUUAAAACUGUUUCUACGGCCGGAUUAAUGAAAGCAAAAGAACUUGCGUUACGUGAACUUGGGGAGGAAGAUAGUUAUCAGACGAAGUGGUGGUCAACCUUGCAAACUUGUUCUUAUCUUAGACAAAAAGGAAUUAACUCCAACUAGUGAAACUAGUCAUUUUCUAGCAUUUGGAAAUAUUAGUCCGUCCAAUGUAUUUACAUGUAUUUCAUUACGUUAAAUUCGUAAUGAAUAUUACUGUACAUUUUUUUCAAUGGU
This is a messenger RNA of Saccostrea cuccullata (small rock oyster), 2327 nucleotides long. Its product is annotated as glutamic acid-rich protein-like. Bases 408 to 2216 code for a protein of 602 amino acids. The record is from RefSeq and is a predicted model, not a curated record. Lineage: Eukaryota; Metazoa; Mollusca; Bivalvia; Ostreida; Ostreidae. The transcript has a single exon.